Molecule: messenger RNA, 3821 nt
Organism: Halichondria panicea
Lineage: Eukaryota; Metazoa; Porifera; Demospongiae; Suberitida; Halichondriidae
Exons: 1
Coding region: 87-3647 (1186 amino acids)
Source: RefSeq, a predicted model, not a curated record
CGUGGCAGUCCUGGCCAUGUAUUGCAUGCAGCCUCUGGAAUUGAUUCAAGACUACUCAACUGGCUCAACUAACCAAGCUAAAAGCUAUGAAUCGCAAAGCCAAGAAAGAUAUAUUUUUAGUUAUUUUGCUGCUCAUAAGUAGUUGCAUACUCUCCCCAUGCCGUGCAGAGGACUUCUAUGUGACUCCUACCCUGCCUGCACCUGAGCCCUGCCCCUUUCCUUGCUUCACCCUGGAUCAGUAUGCUCAAGACCGUACAUUUGUUGCAGACCAAACCGCCAACAUUACCCUGAUAUUUCUUAGAGGAGUUCACAGAAUGAAUUAUGACCUGACAAUACUCGGGGACGAACUUAUUUUGCAAGCACAUAAUGAGAGCCUUUCACGUUCACCAACUGAAACUGUUAUCUACAACGUCGAUAUUAAUCAUAAAAUUGGAAUUAUUGGACAGCUUAUUGUUUUGAAGAGCCUAACAUUUGAACGAGUUGCAAUGGGUCUUACGAAUUUGUUCAAUUCACUACGCAUCCGGAGCAUCACCCUCUACAGGUCUGUUUUGUACUCUAGCAGCCUAACUGUUCAACUCCAUGUAGCUGAUAACAUCAAAGCUAAUAUAAUAAUAUCCGACUCCAUAUUUUAUGGAGAUUAUACACUUUUGGGAGGAUUUGGCCUCAGUAUCUUAAUAGAUAAUGAUGGUGAAUCCGCAUUAACUCUAUGCAGUAGCUCAAUCACACAAUACAAUGAAGGUGGAAUGUAUACAGUUGGAGUUUCCUCCAUCGCCAUUACUAACACUUCGAUUUUUCAAAGUCCUCAAGGAAUGCACAUUUUGUUUGCUGAUGAAGUAAUUAUUGAAAACACCACCGUAUCCCAUUCUAAACAGGUUGGAUUACUUACAUUUGGGUCAAAUGUGACAAUCGUCAACUCAACUAUCAUAUACAAUCAGAUUGGCAUCAGUUCACUUAGUUCUACCAUGACAAUUUGGAGCUCGCUAAUCAGUAGCAAUACUGUUGGAGUUGUUAUUAUCAAUACCUCGGAAAAUAUUUUUUCUGAACUGAUGAGUAUAACUGAGCUGAUGAGUAUAAAAAACUCCUCUGUUGAAAUGGAUGGUUGUAAUGUAACUCAGAACAGUGUGGCAGGAGUAUCUUUGUACAUUCAAGAAAUGGCAUUGUUUCGUGACUGUACGUUCGAUUACAACAAUGGAACAUCGAUCUUUGCAUACCAGAGCAAAUUUGAAUUGUCCAGAGACAAUGUCUUCUCAAACAACAAUGCUGAAAGAGGAUGUGGUAUGGCUUUGUACCAAUCAACAGUGAAGUUUAAUCAAGGAUCAAACACAUUGUUCGAGAACAAUACAGCUACAGAAUAUGGUGGAGGCAUAUAUGUUGCAGCAAUUCCCCUUCCUCUACCUCAGUUUCUCGUUACACUGGAAAACUUGCGAAUUUUCGGGAGUGAAAGAAUAGUAAACAGCAAAUCAUGCUUUUAUUCAACAGACCUAGGUAAUUUGACAACCAACACUAGUGUCAGGUUCUUCAACAACAACGCAAACCUUGGGGGAUCGAGUAUUUUUGGAUUGUCCACGUCAUCAUACAAUUCAACAUGUCCGGUUUUUGAUUUUGAAUUUGAUAAUUCUGAGUCGCUUGAUUUCCAGCUAACAUCUGAUCCAACUCGUGUUUGCUUUUGUUUUGACAACAAGCCACAGUGCAGCAAUCGAAGCUUCCUUGUGUUAAACGAAACAAGAUAUCCUGGGGAAAUUUUUAAGGUUCCAGUUGUUCUAGUCGGAUUCAACUACGGAAGAGUUGUGGGCACUGUAUUUGCUAAUGUACUUGACAGUGCUGGCACACUUGACAAAGCUCAGCGCUCACAAUUUGUUGAUAUCACACAAUGCAGUAACUUAACCUAUACAGUUUCAUCUAGUGAGACAAACAGAAUAGCUACAGUGGCUCUUAUGGUAAAUGAACAAGUCAUUGACAGCGUUCAAAAAGAAGACAUAGAGUUGAGCAUAAGGAAUGCCUACUCGCCAAUAUGUGAUAACAUAUUUCCUCCCUGUACGGCACUUCUGACGACACCCGUCUAUAUUAACAUCAAACUAGAAUCAUGUCCAUUGGGAUUUGAAAUCGAUGCAACUAAGGGUGUGUGUAAAUGUGAUGGAAACCUCAUUAACUAUCUACUCAAUUUGACGUGUGAAAUUUACGAUCGAAAAGGACAUAUUAUCAGAGAAGGAACAGUGUGGGUUGGAGUGGACACAAGGCAAAACAACACUGAUGUCUACUACUGGCACAGAUACUGCCCACGUGACUACUGCAAUACCUCAACAACAUCCAUCGACCUGAAAUCCCCUGACACCCAGUGCAGCAUGAAUCGAGUUGGAGUUUUGUGUGGGAGUUGUCAAGCUAACUACAGUCUACAGUUGGGUGGGAACAAGUGCGAACAAUGCGUUGACAGUUUUCUUGCUCUAUUGAUUGUUUUUAUGAUUCUCGGAAUUCUCUUGGUAGCUUUCAUAAAGUUUUUAGACAUCACAGUGAGCACAGGUACAAUCAACGGACUUAUAUUUUAUGCCAAUGUUAUAUGGAUGAACAAUCCCAUACUGUUUCCACAUCAAAAUAGGCAAACUGUUGCAUAUUACAUUCUUACUGUUCCAAUCGCUUGGAUUAAUUUGGACUUUGGUAUUGAGUCUUGCUUCAGCCAAAAUUUAGAUCAACUUACAAAGAGUGGCUUACAAUUUGUAUUUCCUGUCUACAUCUGGAGUAUUGCUGCUAUCAUCAUCCUAGUUUCUCACUAUUCAACCAGAGCCACUAAGCUCUUUGGAAACAAUUCUGUUGCAGUGCUAGCUACUUUAUUCCUGCUCUCUUAUGGUAAAGUGUUUAGGGCUAUCACGGAUGUUUUUAUCAGUGCUGAUGUGGCGGACUCAAACGGUACAUUUCGCAAAGUUUGGUCCCUCAAUGGUAAUGUACAGUAUGGAGUGACAUCAGGACAUAUUGUAUUGAUAAUAUUGGCAAUUGCUUUCCUACUCUUGUUUUUGAUUCCCUUCACGUUGAUGCUCCUGCUAGUACCAUUUCUCAAGGGUAAAUCCAAUCUUUGGCCUCUUCGUUGGAUCAAUACACUGACUCCGUUCUUUGAUACUUUCUACGGCCCUUUCAAAUUGAAGAAGCAGCAUCAGGUAUGGACUGGGAUUCUGCUCAUCUCUCGCGUAGUGAUAUUGAUUGUGUUCGCAUCAACCUCGACAUUCAACCCGUUGGCAAACAUACUACUCAUGAUUCUGAUAUCAGUGUUCCUUCUAAUGUACAGUGCACUGACUGGCUUGCUGUAUAAAAUAUGGCUCUUGUCAUUCAUGGAAAGCAUUUACAUAGGAAACUUAAUCGUGCUUGGAGGAUCAUUUACAAUCGAUCGAGCUCAACAAGGGGAACAGUUGAGCCCUGCAAUUGCUAUCUCCGUAUCUAUUGCUCUCUUCCAAUUUAUUUGCAUUCUGCUCUUUCACAUUUGCAAGCGAGUCAUACCCAAGAAAAUGGUGGACUAUUUGUUAAAGAAAAGAAAACUGCAAGUGUCAGAAUUGGUGGAAGAAAAUAUCGUAGACGGUCAGAAUGAUACGACUGUGACAAAACAAGUUGUGGAAUUGAAUAAUGCAUUCAACACCACUUUGAGAGAACCACUCCUAAAUUAAUUAAAAAUAACUUUUGUCAUAAAAAUACUAUUUACCUAGACUCGCUGGCACCUUAGAUGGUUAGAUUACUUUAGUGUUUUGUGUAUACAUGUAUAUGUACUGUUACCACCUAGAUAUUUCCUAUUACCGUAUUACUGCAAGCAUCAAAACAUAAUAAUGAACUUCGAUUGAUCA